AUGCAUAAAUGCAUUCAGUGGCCAUUGAUUAUUGACAUCCGUGUAGCAGCUGCUCGAGACCUGUCAAAAACGCUCGAUGCAAAACCGGCGCGUGUAGAGCGUGAAAGAAACGCACGAAAGAGCGGCAACAAUAUUUUCUACAUCUUUAGCUUCCCGAAGUCUAGCGAUAGUUGCAAUAUAAUCAGCAGUAGUACAAACGACGGAACAAUGUCGUCCGACAUCAGCCUAGAAUUGGUGAAUGUUUUGUCGUACACACGUGAACAAAGUGCCGAAAGUUCGGACACGGAAGAAAGAUGUGGUGUACUGGAAAGGAAUGGAAUCACCUGGUAUGCCCGUGGUUCCGUGCUGGAAGUGUUUAACAUGAAUUCCAGCUUCAAGGUUAUUUCACACAAUUUUCAUCCAUGUACCAGCAAAUCAAAAUCAUGCACGGUCGUAUGUGUGGAAGAAGUGGAAGCGAUGAGGUGUGCGCUUCUCGCCGUGGGACUGCAACUAAGCAGCGAACAGUCGCAGAUAGUGUUCCUCACUGUGCGCGGUGGUCGCGAGGUAGGACGGAUUGAUGUGCAGGAAGAUGUGAAACUGUUACGCUACAUCGAUCCUAACUCUUGUUCCAAUGGGCUGCUGAGCAAGUACCAGGGUUGUCUUGCUGCCGGAACCGAAGAUGGCAAAGUCAUACUGAUCGAUCUUUGCUUCAGGCGGUUACAAAGUGGAUUUGGCAUGGAAGUGGCUAUGAAUGAACCCGGCAAACGGCAGUGCCACAUAGAAUUCUCGCGAGGAAACAUAAAGCAGUUGGCACAGAACCACGAGAAGAUCCAAGAACGGGGACUGUACUUUGGAUUGCAGUUGAGUCACAACGAGCAAGCAUCGGUAGAGUGCAUUCUGGACAUUGUACCGCUGAAAGUUAUCUGUAUCGGAUUCGCGGACGGUACCGUUCUGCUCUGGGAUUUGGUUGACCAUUCCAUAAUGCACCGAAUAUCACCGCCGACGGAGGAUUGCGCAGCGGUUGCACUGAACUACGUUGAACCCAGUGAUGAUCCAAAGGCUUGUAUGUAUCUGUGGAUACUCUAUGCACACCCCGAGGGCGCGUUUGCCUUUCUGCACAUGGUAAUGUGCGAGGAAAAGUACAGCCAGCAGGGAGUGUUUGUGUACGACCAGUUUCUGUCGUGCUCGUCAGUGCUCAAUCUCACCAGCUACGAUCCGGGAAGCGUUCCGUUGAACGUUCAAACCGUCACGAAGAAGGUUUUCCAAGAGGACGAACCAAUCACGCUGAGCGUGUUGAGUUGGAUGAGUUCGAACGGUAUGACCACUGUGCUGGUGUUUGAUCUGAACCAAUGGUACAAGGCAGAGAUGCCGUAUGAAUGCGAUUGGCAGCAGGAACUGACCCACACGGUUGUGUUUCAGUUGCAGGAAGCUAGUUUUCACGCUCGGCUCAACGAACGUUCCUUGGUGCUGUUUCGAUCAAUCCAGCGACCGGAGGAACAUUUUUAUCCCAGCUCGUUGGCAUUCGAAAUCAUGAACUUUAACGGCAUCAAUUGCACCACGCACCGAUGGAUCGGUUUGCAGAACAAAUUGCUUCAGUAUCUCGAACAGGACGGUGCAAAUAGCGUCAUUCACCCAGCUGGACUGUAUGGAAUGCUUUGUCGCGCCGCCCUGUUGCCACAGUUCCAUGAACCCAUAUCGCCCUCCGAGGGCGUUAUGAAGGAACAGCGUGAAUUUGUCCUUUCGCUUGGGUUGGAAUAUAACUGCCACAUGUUUCUGCAGAGCUGUAUCGAUCUGUGGGCCGAUGGGAGCCACCUCGGAGCGGAACCCGAACAGGGUGUAUCGCUUUCGACGAUAACGGACUGGAUUUGGAAUCGAUCGAAGGCGCUAAAGUCGGUAUGCAACCGUAUGCUCGCAGCGCUAAUGACCGAUCCGGCUGGCAGACGGGUUGAUGCCCGAACUCAGGAUGCGCUUUCGCACUGCACUCGGCAAAUGAAACAGUUGGCGGAGCUGUAUCGAACGAUCAUGACCGAUUGUUUGGAAUUUAUACCGGAAAAUGUUCAGGGACGGCUUUUGAAAGAGUCUGCAUCGAUUACGGCAGCGGCAGAAUAUCAGAACAUUCUUCAGUGGCUUCUUCAUAUUGGUAUUCUACCAGAGGCGCCUACAUCGGAUGAAGAAGAUCUCGAGAGCGAUUGCUUACUGUUGGUGGCGUAUCCAUACGCCCGACUGUUGGAAUUCUAUCGCAAGCGGCGACACAUGUUGGACGAGCAGAAGAGUAAAGCCGUUCCCGAUUUAUCGACUUCCGGCAAACUGCUCUUCAUCGAUAACUAUCUGGAGCGUGAAUUUGAUGUUGAGACCAUUUGGAAGGCGUGGCAUGAAGAUAGCCCCGUUAACAGACAGGCAGUCUAUCCACCUUGCUCGAUACAGAAAGCGUUGCGCAUUUUGCUCAUUCCCGAUGUACCACUGGAACGGAAGCUCGUAGUGCUUCUGUAUCUAUUCAUGGAUGUUGUUGCAGCCGUGGAGGACGAACGAUUUUUAAAUGUCGUGCGUCAGUUAGAGAAAUUUCCACGCGUAUUUAACGUGAAGAUUGGGUUGAUGGAACGUGUGCGCGCAUUUUGGCAUUUGGAUCACGGAAACGUAUCGGAAACGGUGAAUGAAUUUCUUUCGCCUCUAUCUACUACGAUCGAAUUUCCCCAAUGGCAUCGAGAAUUGACGGUGUCAGUAUUACUGCGGCUGAAAGCUCCAAACCUCGCACUGAAAGUGCUCCGAGCCCCGGGAAGUCCGGUUUCGCCGCAACUGGAAUUAACGACACUGGUGCAAAAUAAUCUUAUCUCGGAAGCGUUUAGCUUGCAGCGCCGUACACCGCAACCCGACGGUCGCCAGUUGGUUUGGUUCAUUGAGGCCAUCCUGAUGGCCGGUACACCGGAAACACUGCUGGAGUUUGCACUCAACGAUGAUGAGAAACAUGUGCUGCGAAGCUAUCUACGAGACUGUCCGCUGGAAACGAGCGACAGCCUAAUGCUGGGCCAUCUGUUGCAAAAUUUAGAAUUUGUUGAAGCAGUCCAGUUUGUAGAGCGUUUAGGCCGGAGACGCAACGUGGAGGUGCAGAAGGAAAUUCUUGGCCUUUACCACAACGCACUUGACCCCAUGAGCCAACAGUUGGCGUAUCUCACGUAUCAACAUCCAAAUGAGCUGGAACCGAAGCUUGCACAGGGAAAUGAUCCAAACUCGUCACACACGCUGGAAACGUUGAGUACGAGUCUGAUACGUCAGAGGGCCGAUUUUCGUGUGCGCGUACUGCAUCAAUCCAUAGCGGCUGUGAAGGAAGCUGCGAUCAAGACGGGUCUGCAGCACAAUCGACCGUUCUUGGAUAAACCGAGUCUCGGUGUGUUCCAAUGUCGGCCUACGGUACGCAGUUUAAACGUUUGCUAUCCUGUCCGGUUGGAUCCGUCAAUGAACAAGCGACGUCAGCGGGACUGGGAUGUUUCGGACGAGGAUCUUGCGAAGGGUCGAAAAUCGUCCGCGCCGCUGCUGAAUGAGGAGGACGGGUACGGAAAUCCUAGAAAGAAACGGUACCUUGGACCGGAACACACUGCAGCGGCAAAUGAAGGCACGGUGCGGAGGAAGUUUACCAAUUUCGAAGCACCCAUUCCGGUGAUUCCCGAGUUUCGUCCAAUGAAACCGAAAUUCAACUUCACCGCAGCCAAUUCAACUCUCAUAUCCAGUAUGGAACGGGCUGCCUUUACCGCGAAAUCGACCAGUCAUUCACCGAGCAUUUUUCUUACCACGCCACCGUUUGCGAAGAAGCAACAGCUCCAGCGCGAUGUACAGAAUCGUUCGGAUACGGUAGAUCAAGAGGAAGCACACGACGAUUCCUAUACUCCACCAGGGAUUCUGAAGUCGAGCCAAUCGUUGCAUGGUCGUAACAGUUCUCCGAUAUCGCACGAUCGUACACCACUAGAAGUGGAAGAAAAAGUGCUGCGCUUUGAUUUGCCAGCUGGAUCUACUCUCGAGGAUUCUUGCUUGGUAGAUAGCAUGAAACAGCAACCGAAUGAAGAGGAGGUGGUGGACGGUGUAGCCGACUCCGAUGUGGGUACACCGGUGGUCCGCAGUGAGCUCGACUUAUCGACCAUCUCCAACGAUGAUUUCUACUCACCGGAAGCUACAAUGGAGCAGAACAGUUUCCAGCAAGUGCUUGGCUCGGGUGGGCUGCACGGACGUCGAUCGAUACACAGUUCCAGCGCGGGCACUCCUAUUGCUGAUCUGCCCGUGGUUGCUGGGAAUAACAUCGCAAUCAUCAUUGAAGAUCACUGCGAGGAUAAUUGCCCGAAUAAGGUAUAUGCAUACGAGCAACGGCAACAGGAAGAGGAAAAUAUGGAAAUGGAGGUGGAUGACGAAAAUGUGCCACCACCAAAUUUGUUCGUGAUCGACGAUAGCGAUGGAGAGCCGAUGAACAGUAAUCAACAAGCGCCGGUGGCGGAUGAUAAAUGUGAUGAAAUUGUAAUCCUUGAUGAGCAGUAUCCACGCGUUGCUGAGGAUGAAUAUGACAAAAAAUGCACGGAUGAAGUUGACAGUGAUGGGAGUGAAAUAAAAGGUGAAAAGCAAGCUGGGCAACAACAUAUGCGAGGCGAUACUCCGCAAAGCGUAGUCAUGAAAGGAGAAGGUGACGAAAAUGUUACCUUAUCGCUCAUUGAUGAGGAAGAAGAGGAAGAUGAAGAGGAAGAGGAGGAAGAAAUAGAAUAUGAGGAGUACGAAUUAUUAGAACACAUUGACGAUGAUGAAGAUGUUUAUGAGGAAUCGAUAAUGGAUGAGCAAAACGAUGAACACCAUGAAGAAGCCAGCGAUAAUCAAGAAGUAGAUGAUGAUGAUGAGGACAGUGUAUUAGAAGUGAUCGAUCUCAGCGAUGAGGAAGAGGCUUUGCCACAGGACCCGGAAGACAUCAACCAUCCGGAAGAAAUUGUCUUCAGUUCCUCAGAAACUUCUUCGACCUCGUCAUCUGAUGGCGAUGAAGAUGACAUGCCCCCACAAGGUGCCGCAUUGAUGAAUGUAGCGGAUCAUGUCGAGCUCGCAGCCGGUGAUGUAGCUGAUGCCGAAAGUAGCCCGCAAGGAUGGCAUUACGAAGAGUUGUCAACCGAUGCAAACGUGCAAAAUCUUUACGAUGAUAUCAUUGAGCUAGAUCGGGUUGGCGAACAGCAUGAAGAAGAAGCGUUUGCAAGCACAACUCCCGAUGAUGCUAUGGGUUACAUACAGGUACCCACCACAUCUUCUUCAACCCAUCGUACUGAAGGUGAAGGAUUGACUACUUCCGGGGGUGGUGAUGGUGAGGCAGAAUCUUCCGAGGUAGAAGAUUUAUCGGUAGCGCAGCAAGAGGCGGAUGCGGCUGUUGAUGUGAUUGCAGCACGGGAUCUUUCGGUCGCAGGUGGUGAACAAUGGUCGGAUAAUGUGGCCAGUUCUAGUUCGAGUCUAUCUCCCGCUAUCUCAUCGGUGAAUGCGUCAGUGCCGGUUGCGAGUGUUGCAUCGAGUGCUGGGACCACCACAUCGUCACCAACAUCGCCGACAGCUCCGACACAGGAGAAAGCUUUGUUUGGUCGACCAAAGAAUGCACACGAGCUUGAGGUGCCGGCAAUGAAUUUGUCGGUCAAACCGGAUGAAGCCCAUGGUUCUAGCCGCAAGAAUAGUAAGGGAGAAGAGAACGGUCUAACGGAAGACGCGCGUGCGUUAAAUCUAUCUGCUGGACAGCAAGAGCUGGCCGAUCAGGGCGUAGGUACAGAAGAUGAAAAUGUUAGCAGUAAUCAAGAGGAAGAGAAUGAGGAUAAGCGCGAUGUUAUCGAUGAGGAGAAUAGUGAUGAAGAAGCUAACGUUACAACGCGUGACUUACAGGAAGCGCAAUCUUCAGGCGAGGCCAAAGCAGAAGAAGUGGAAAGUGAAGAAAUGGAAGUUGAUUUGCGAGUUUCAGACGAUGAAGUAGCAAGUGAAGGACACGCUGAGCAGUCCACUCACCAGGAACGUGUUGAACCAGAUGAAUCCGGUAGAAUGGUUCCAGUUGAAGCUAAAUCAACGGACCACGAUAGCGAAGACACUCGGCAUGAAGAAACUACUCCUACUCUACUAUCAACAAGCACACGCCAGCAUUUAUCGCGCCAUGAUGAAGCAGAGGCCUCCACCUCGACACCACGCACGAACGUCAAAACACGACUAAUGGCAGCGUUGGAAAAAUCGGCCACAACAGUCGAACAAUCGCAAACGCCGACAAGACGGCGCAACAUCCGUGCAACAUCAGUAGUAGGGGAAACAACGAAUACACCGCUUUCACCGAUGCUGUCCCGCAGUCGGCGAUUUACAUCGGCAGACAAUCUGAGCGGCACGCCGGAACCAAUGCUCACUCCGCGUCGUUCGACGCGAGCUUCAUCGAUGGUAAAGGAGCUGUUUUCGGGCAGUGGUACGCCACAGAAACGAUCACGCCGUACGUCGCAAGCAUCCAACGAACCGGAACAUCAUCCCGAAUCCGUAGCGAACAGUCCCACGAAGGAGUCCGUCGACGAACAGCAGGAACCGUCAGAACGAUCGUUUGCAAGCUCCACGGCCAGUAGCACACGGCGCAGUAUGCGUACCAGAAAGUUGGCCAAAACGCUGCAACCACCGGAAUCAACCGCUGGUACUUCUUCGGAUACGCAACAGGUGACUGCUCCAAUGUUGUCCGAAUACUCCUCAAACCGUCGACUCACCCGACACCAGCUGGCAGUGCUGGAGAAAUCGAUGGAUAUGAUCGGAUCAAGCAGUGCACCGCGACGAACAUCGGUGGAUCGCAGAAGUCAUGAUGUGGGCGGUGAUAGUGAGUCGGAAUCGGUCGUAUCGAACGUGAGCAAUCAGUCAUCAGUAAGAACCACACGAUCGCGUGCUAGCCGCACGACGACCACACGCUCAAAACGCGGCGGCAGCAGUAAGCGAAAUGAUCCCGGCGAUGAGCAAAAUGCAGAUUCCGAUUCUGAUCAAUCGAUGGUGUACGCGAGCAGCCAACGAUCCGCAAUGGGGUUGGAACCGAUUGCGGAAGAAAGUGAAACUAAUCCCGCUUCUACACGGAAACGCCGUGGACGGCCAGCAAAAAAUGGGAAGUAG
Molecule: messenger RNA, 7092 nt
Organism: Anopheles marshallii
Lineage: Eukaryota; Metazoa; Arthropoda; Insecta; Diptera; Culicidae
Gene: Elys
Molecular function (GO): protein binding
Source: RefSeq, a predicted model, not a curated record